Molecule: messenger RNA, 774 nt
Organism: Hyaloperonospora brassicae
Lineage: Eukaryota; Oomycota; Peronosporomycetes; Peronosporales; Peronosporaceae
Source: the annotation of a GenBank genome assembly
AUGACUGACUCGCGGACACACCUUUCGGUGCGAGCAUUCGAGUUUGACGUCGAGGAGCCCGAAGAAGAGGACACGCACAGAAACGACUACAUUAGUGAUGCAGACAGAGGCACGGUCGUCAAGCCGCUGCUGCUUCGGGAGGCCGUUGUUGCUGACGCUGGUGUUUCGAUGCAUUACCCGACGACCGCAGGCUCGGGGCUCCCCACAGACCCGGACGUCGUCUUUGGGAUGAGCCAUUCGCAUUUACUGGCACCCGCACCGAUUUGUAGCACUGUGGUGGGCUCAGAUCCUGGACCUUCUGUUGCGAAGAGUGUGAUGACUGCGCUGUUGGCUGGUAGCCCGCAGAGGCUCUCAACGAGCGACGUGCACGGCAGAGUCAAGUCGCCGCUUGCUUACGGCACCGACGUCUCGACACCGCAGCGCCACUCGAUUUUGCGCAUGAACGCUGGCUACAGGGAGAACAGCCGUCAUAUACUGAAGAAAAGCGCGUCCGUGGAGUUUGCCAUGAACUACGACCACGAGCAGGUAGCGCCGAGUAUUCAUGCGAGCGCGCCUUUUAUUGGACGAGAGCCACGACGUCUGACGUUUGAAGAGAAAGCAGAGCUGUAUCGAGUUCGCCCUGAUCUUGAGAUCGGCGUAGCCCCUUUUUGCACCGAAAGCGCCGACGAAGUCAACCGCAGGAAUCAGCGCCGCGUCGUCUUCUCCAUAUUUGGCGGCAUGAUCUCUAUCAUAAUAUUGCUCGUCUUCGUCUCCAUGUGGGACCAGAACAAAUGA